CUCUGCAGUAAAGAACUCCCAAGCUUUUCAGGCAACAUUGCCAGAGGAUUUCGCAGUUUAUUUUUUCAAGUAAUAACAAAUGGACUAUGUUAGAGAAGUUGGAGAACUUCGGGGUAACCAGGGUAUAGAAGAGGAAGAGCAUGUGAUGUCCGUAGAGUCGAUUGCAAUGAUUGUUUUGCCGGAAUUGCGAGACUUGCUGGAAACCCUUACAUCUGAGAGCAGUGCCAGUUUAAGCGCACAAGAGGGUGACGACCACCACACUUCAUCAUCUAGUAGCUCGUCUUUUGAAGAGACACCCAGCCGCGAGGAAGAGAUGGGGAAUGUGGUUGGCAAUGAACCAUAUCUGCCCGUGGUUAGAGAAUGGGAAAAUAAGGCAAUCACGGGUCGAUUGAGCAACCUACGGAAGGCGCCCAAAGAUUUGCCUUCUAGGUUUAGGUUCAGGGUGGCACUUCAUCAUGAAGUGGUUGACAGCACACCCUCCAUAAGUGGAUACAAGAAACUUAAGGAGAUGACGGGCUGGAUACCAGUGUACGUGGAUCACUUUGACGCCAGCUUACGAUUUCCCCUACCCGGGCUGAUAUUUGAUCUGCUGGCGGAUUACGAGCUGGCUUUGACGCAACUGACACCCAACAGCAUAAGGUUCAUCAUAGGCUUUAUGCUGUUGUGUGCGAGGUUGGAGGUACCGGCCAAGGUGAUAGUGUUCAGGUCGCUGUUCCAGUGUCGGCUGUGCCCAAACUCCAGAGGUGCGAAGUGGUACUACCUUUCUGGGAGGGAAAAGAGCCAGCUCUUUAAAAAUGUGAGGAACAAGGUGGCGAGGUGGAAGAGGCAGUUCGUUUUUGUUCGUGAUACGCGAACAUAUAGAAUAAAUAACGACCUCGCUGCUUGGCUCUCUGAAUGGCGCAUUCCGAACGCACAUGUGAACUACCCCCAGUUGCUACCUCGGGACACAGAUAUAAAGAAUCAGCUGCUAGAGUAUGCGAGGAGGAAGAAUUUGAUUGACUUAGAAGCCCUGGUUACCUCGGAGAGAAAUGAGCAGCAUCUUGGAGAGGCAGCGCCAACAAGCCUAGGGUUCCCAAGCUCGUCGCAUCGUGGACCUAGCUCGGCGUCCAGGCCUUGCGACGAGCAGAGGGUUGAAGUUGUGGCCCCUAGUACAUGCAAGCGUGCAUGUGAGGAGAUUGACAGCGAAGAUGAAGUCCCCCUCAUGCGGCGUAGAACAAGUCUGGGGGCUCAGCCCGCGCAGGCCGCUCAAACUACAGCCGCCUGCUCAUCAAACCCGCCAUCUACCACGGUACGAGCAGCAGCUGAGCCCACAUCUGCGUCGACCUCACUGUCAGCGCCCAGGAUUGCGUAUUUGGAGGGUUUCAAUUACGUGAAGACGAACUACCAACCCGCCAUGGUGCAGGGCAUGCAGAGUUCUGUGCCCCCCGUAGAUCGCCAACGGGCUAGGAUUUAUGUACAGCAGCAUGGCGGGCAGGUCGCCAUGAUCAAAUUGAUGGACAACAACGAGCUCAGUGCCAACUGCAAACAGUUGGCUGUAGAAAAGGCUAGCCUGGUGGACGACGUCAAUCGUCUGCAAGGCUUAGAGAUGGCCAACCGAGCUGCUUCAGCGGAGAGUAAAGCAGAAGAGCUUGCGAGUAGGAACAAUGAGCUUAGGGAGGAGCUAGAGAGGGCCCGUGCUGAAAAAGAAUGCGAGAUCCAGGCAGCUAGGAACGAGGCCGCCCGCGUUGAGGAACGGGCUAAAAAGGCCGAGGCCGAGAGGGACCAUACUCUGAACGAGCUGGGCUCCUUAAGGAACCAGGUCGCCGAGGCCACCAAGAACCUCAACGACGUUGAAGAGGCCCUGAACGAAUUGAAGACAUCUCACAGGCGCUCUAUAAGCAUCGCCCGAGCUCAUGGGGCAGAAUGGCUGGUGGGGUCGGCUGCAUUCCAAGACGCGGUGGCAGUGGCGUCUGCAAACAUGACCAUGGAGAUCUACGGCGAGAUCUGUGAGAAGGUGCUGCAACACCGCCCGGACUUCCCAAUAGGCGAGCUGGCGUUCUUCGACGGGAGGACCUCGACAAGCAGGGGGGCUCCAGUGGCUGAGCCAGAGUCGUCGAACACUCCCCCAAACUCUCAGCCCACCAUGGUGCCAACGGGGACUCCAGCUACUGCACCAGCCCACCAACCCACUGCCCAGCCAUCUCCAGCUCGCGCCGAAGAUGCUCUUACUGACGCGUCCAUGCCCUCGACCUGACGGACGAUUAGUUUAGGAUUUUACAUCUUGAUCUUUUGUAUUUUUUGUUUCCUUUUCUUGAACAAUUGUAUCACAAUCUCCUGUACUAAAACUUGUAAUUUUUC
Messenger RNA from Rubroshorea leprosula, 2337 nucleotides. Lineage: Eukaryota; Viridiplantae; Streptophyta; Magnoliopsida; Malvales; Dipterocarpaceae. The record is from the annotation of a GenBank genome assembly.